GAAGUGACUAUUGCACUUUCCAAACAAUAAUUUAAAUUUAAAAAAUUGACAUAUUAAUCAAAAUUAAUACGUGUAUAAACUGAAGCAACAAUUAGAAUUACACUCUGUAUUACUAUGUAUUCUGCAAAAUUCCCAGAUGAAUUCAUGUAUAUAAAUUCAUAAACAUUCACAUUUAAUUCGUAUUUUUUUAGGGUUUGGUCAAAGAUGUCAAGCAAUUCAGAUGCAGAGAUUGCAGCAGCGGCUGCUGCUCCAUCUGCAUCUCAAGAAGUUGCAGAAGUAUUAGCAGCAGCACCGCCGCCGGUCUCCGAUUCGGCGUCUUCCGCCGUCCCCAACUCCGAAUCCGAAAACAACCCAUCACCGCCGGGGCCUAAUCCGGAAGCCCCAGUGGGCUGGCCGGCCGACGGAAAGCUCAGUCUCGAAUGGAUUCGGAACCUCAUGUCCGUUUUUGAUUGGGCAUCCAGAAAUCUGGACCCGACCCAGUUGCCCGACGUGUUUCCCGUAGAGGUUUUCGAUAGCUUGGUCCUCUGCGCAUCCAAGAUUCUCCACAAAGAGUCCAAUUGCGUCGCUGUCGAUCAGUUAGGCCCGGAAUCUACCGUGGUGGUCGUCGGUGACCUUCACGGUCAGCUGCACGACCUCCUUUUUCUUUUAAACGAUGCUGGGUUUCCAUCAGAAAACCGAUUUUUUGUCUUCAAUGGCGAUUACGUUGACAGAGGGGCUUGGGGUCUAGAAAGCUUCUUAAUUUUGUUAGCUUGGAAGGUGUUUUUGCCCAGAAGUGUUUAUCUUUUAAGAGGAAACCACGAAUCGAAAUACUGCACUUCGGUUUACGGAUUCGAGAAGGAAGUACUGACAAAGUAUGGAGAUAAAGGGAAGCAUGUGUACCGAAAAUGUCUUGGGUGCUUUGAAGGUCUUCCCUUGACCUCCAUGGUUGGUAAAUAUGUAUAUACUGCUCAUGGCGGGCUGUUUCGCAGCACGCCGGCCACCCCCAAGAGAUCGAAAGGAAAGAAGAAUAGGAGGAUAGCUUUCAAUCCUGAACCCAGUAGUACAUUGUCUCUUGGAUCCUUUGAAGAAUUAAAUAAGGCUCGAAGAUCGGUUCUUGAUCCUCCGUGGGAAGGUUCGAACUUGAUUCCUGGUGAUGUGCUGUGGUCGGAUCCCUCCAUGAAGCCCGGUCUUUCUCCGAAUAAAGAGAGAGGCAUUGGUCUGCUUUGGGGUCCUGACUGCACUGAGGAUUUUCUCAAGAAGUUUCAACUCAAGUUGAUUAUCAGAUCGCAUGAAGGUCCAGAUGCGCGGGAAAAGCGGCCAGGUCUUGGUGGAAUGGAUAACGGGUACACCAUAGAUCACAUUGUGGAGUCCGGGAAGCUCAUUACUUUGUUUAGUGCUCCAGACUACCCACAAUUCCAGGGGACAGAAGAGAGGUACAGAAAUAAAGGGGCUUACAUUGUUCUAGAACCCCCGAACUUCGAUAAUCCUGUAUUUCAUAGCUUUGAAGCAAUCACUCCAAGACCAAAGGCAAACCCCUUUUACAACUUCGAAGAAGUGAUUGAUUCCGAUGAAGAGUUGGACUUGGCAUCGAUGGCGACUAGCCCGUGAAGGUCCUCGGUCACCUGUUUCCGUCUUUCGUAUGAUGUCGAUCGCCAGUUUUACAACCCGUUCAUGAUUUUGCUGUGUUACUCAAAUUUACGGAAUGCAUUUUCUUUUGCCUUGCGAAAUGCCCUUUCAAAAUGUACAAUUAUCUUUAAAUGGGGCAGUCUUAUGGUAAUCAUUAUUAUUUUGGGAAGUUUAACGAAAAGCACCUGGUAAGUGAAUAAAAAAUCACAUUUUUACACUAAAAA
Molecule: messenger RNA, 1829 nt
Organism: Malus domestica (apple)
Lineage: Eukaryota; Viridiplantae; Streptophyta; Magnoliopsida; Rosales; Rosaceae
Product: serine/threonine-protein phosphatase 7-like
Molecular function (GO): hydrolase activity
Source: RefSeq, a predicted model, not a curated record